Python bivittatus (Burmese python) is the source of this 6772-nucleotide messenger RNA. The record is from RefSeq and is a predicted model, not a curated record. Lineage: Eukaryota; Metazoa; Chordata; Lepidosauria; Squamata; Pythonidae.
GAUUCCUUAACUUUCCUGAUCACUGUUUCUGAGGACUUUCUGAAUGAAUAUUCCUGUUACUCUCAAAUUGCUGGAGAUGGCAAGUCCAGCAGUCAGCCCUGACUCUUCUUCCCAUGAAGCACUCUCUUCUGUCAACUCUAUGCCUGCAUGUUCCCCUACUUCUGAUUCUGAGAACCUGAGCCCAGAUGAGUUGGAGCUAUUAGCCAAGUUGGAAGAACAAAACAGGCUUCUGGAAGCUGAUUCAAAGUCAUUACGCUCUAUGAAUGGCUCCCGAAGGAAUAGUGGGUCGUCUUUGGUAUCCAGUUCUUCUGCAUCAUCCAAUCUGAGCCAUCUUGAAGAGGAUACCUGGAUCUUAUGGGGAAGGAUUGUCAAUGAAUGGGAAGAAUGGAGGAAAAGAAAAGAGAAAUUGCUCAAGGAACUCAUAAGGAAAGGAAUCCCUCACCAUUUCCGAGCAAUCGUUUGGCAGCUUUUGUGCAGUGCCACGGACAUGCCUGUGAAGAAUCAAUAUUCAGAGUUGCUGAAAAUGUCUUCUCCUUGUGAAAAGCUAAUCAGAAGGGACAUUGCCAGAACAUACCCCGAACAUGAGUUCUUCAAGGGGCAAGACAGUCUGGGCCAGGAGGUUCUCUUCAAUGUUAUGAAGGCUUAUUCUCUAGUAGACCGUGAGGUUGGGUACUGCCAAGGUAGUGCAUUCAUCGUGGGACUACUUCUCAUGCAGAUGCCUGAAGAAGAGGCUUUCUGUGUAUUUGUACGGCUGAUGCAAGAAUAUAGAUUACGGGAAUUGUUCAAACCCACUAUGGCUGAAUUAGGACUUUGCAUCUACCAGUUUGAAUACAUGCUGCAGGAACAACUACCUGAGCUGAAUAUCCACUUCCGCUCCCAAAGCUUUCUCACCUCUAUGUAUGCAUCAUCCUGGUUUCUUACACUCUUCCUCACUACUUUUCCUCUGCCUGUGGCCACGCGAGUAUUUGACAUCUUCAUGUAUGAGGGAUUGGAAAUAAUCUUCCGUGUAGGAAUGGCUCUUCUCCAAUUCAACCAAGCUGAACUGAUGCAACUGGACAUGGAAGGGAUGUCACAGUAUUUUCAGAAGGUGAUUCCUCAUCAGUUUGACAGCUGUCCUGAUAAGCUGAUCUUAAAGGCCUAUCAAGUGAAAUACAACCCUAAGAAAAUGAAACGACUGGAGAAAGAGUAUACUGCAAUCAAAAACCGGGAGAUGGAAGAACAGAUUGAAAUCAAGAGGCUCCGUACUGAGAACCGCCUUCUGAAACAGCGCAUUGAAACCCUGGAGAAGGAGAGUGCUGCCUUGGCAGAUAGGUUGAUCCAGGGUCAAGUUACCCGUGCACAGGAGGCUGAAGAGAACUACAUUAUCAAGCGGGAGUUGGCAGUUGUGAAGCAACAGUGCUGCUCUGCCACAGAGAACUUGCAGAAGGCGCGAAGCACCAUUCAGCAACUUCAGGACCAACAAGGAAACCCCCGCUUCUCUGAGGAGUUUGUGAGCCAUCUGGAAACAGAACUGGAGCAAUCCCGCUUGAGGGAGUCUGAGACUCUGAGUGCUCUUAAAGAGAUGCAGGAUAAAGUCCUAGACAUGGAAAAGAAGAACAGCUUGCUUCCAGAUGAAAACAAUGUGGCCCGUCUGCAGGAAGAACUGAAGGCUAUGAAGGUGCGGGAGUCUGAGGCAAUGAAAUCUUUUAGAGAGCUGCAACAGCAGGUGAAGGAGCUCAAUGACAAUUGGCAGACCCAUCUGAGCCGGACCGGUGGGCGAUGGAAGGACUCUCCCCGAAAGAACACAAUGAAUGAUCUCCAAGAUGAACUGAUGAAUCUCCGUCUGCGUGAGACACAGGCCCAGGGUGAGGUCCGGGAGCUGCGUCAAAGAGUGGUGGAGCUUGAAACCCAGGAUCAGAUUCACAGCAACCUCCUCAGUCGGAUGGAACAGGAGUGUUCUGGGCUGCAUGAAAAGGUGCAGUAUCUCACUGCCCAAAACAAAGGGCUGCAGACGCAGUUGAGUGAGACCAAGCGCAAGCAUGCUGAAUCUGAGUGCAAGAGCAAAGAAGAAGUUAUGGCUGUUCGCCUGAGAGAAGCAGAUAGCAUGGCUGCUGUGGCAGAGAUGCGGCAGAGGAUUGCUGAACUGGAAAUCCAGAGAGAAGAAGGAAUGAUCCAAGGUCAACUCAACAAUUCUGACUCCUCCCAAUACAUUCGUGAACUCAAAGAGCAGAUUGAUGAACUCAAGGCAGAGAUUCGGCUAAUAAAAGGACAGAAGCCUUUUGAGGACUCUAUGGGCUUUGAUGGUAUACAUAUUGUGAGUCAUCUGGCAGUGGAUGAUGACUCACUGCAUUCUUCAGAUGAGGAGUUGCUGACCAACCCUAUGGUAGUGGGUGCCCUGCAGGAUGUCUUGUAUCCACUGUCUCCCCACAACACACACUUUCUGCAUGGGGCCGAGAGCUCUGGUAAGGAGAGUGAUGGCACUACAGAUAGCGAUCCAGAUGAGCCUGCCUCUGCCACUGAGGCCAAUGGUGAGAUCAUCUUUGCAGAGGCCUUGGGCAAAUGAGGAGUGAUGUUGCCAUCCCAACUCCAUCUGGAAGGCAGUUGAUCCACUGGCCAUGCUGUACUGAGGAGUCAGGGAUCAGAUGGAACUGAGUCUUCUGCCCAGUGAGUAUCAUGCCUCAGAUGUGGCAUGGUGUGCCCCACAUGGACUAUAUUGAUUGUUGUCAGCACUGCCUUUUUUCAGCUUUGUCACUGGGAGUUAAAAUCCAAAUCCAGGUAUUGGCCUCAUCCACAUCCUGCUUUCCACACGUUUUUUCCUUCUCUACACAAAAGUUUGCACAGAUGAGAACUUUGAAGGGGCAGCAGAAGCAGUCAGUCCACUGAUCCCCUAAAAUACAGCCGAGUUGUAUUCAAUCUCUUUCUCCUUGCUGUGCUUGGAGAGGGGAAAGGGGUCAGUCUUCCCUUUAUUUAUAUUUGUCUCCUAGCAUGCUGCUCUGCAUCCAGAGGAGAAAAUUGAGUGCCUCCAUACUUGUUUGUAAUUUUCCACCCUGAAAAAGGACAGGGAAGGAGAGUGAGCUUCUGAAGAAGUGAUUGGUUCUAGUGAGGGAGAUAAUAUUUUUGUUCCUGUGUGCAUUAUUUAUUUCUAGAGUGCAAUUACUAAUCCAUCUCUGAAAAGUUCAGUGAUUUGGAGGACUUUUAUGGAGUAGCCAAAAUUGCUUCUGUACCUAAACAUACAACAUUUUCUAUUUAGUUAUAUCAAGGGAUACUCUUCAUUAACUCCAGUUUUAUAGUCAUCUUUUCAAACACUGAUUUUUGCAGCAUUCUGGCUCAGUGCCCAAUUUGGCUCAGGCAGGAGGGCAGGCCAUCAGUGCAUAUAUUUAUAUAUAUAUAAAUAAUCGGGGGGGGGGGAGAUACAUUAGUAAGCUGCUCCUUGAUUCAUGAGAUCAGUAUUAAUUGCUAAGUUACUGUGUGGAGAGAUAGAAAUAUUGUGGAAUGUCCAGAUAGCUGAUUCUGCCAAGAUUUAAAAAAAAAAAAUGGAAGCCCCCAAAGGGCUAAAACUUGAAUUACACAUCAAGUAAAAAUAAGACUCCUAAUAUUACAUUUGCUUCUAAACACUAGUAGAGCAAGGAUAGCAGGGGAGAACCAGCAGGAAAGGUAUGCCAAACCCUUUGUGCUUUCACUGAUGAUUCUAUGCAGAUGCUCCUCAGUUCCUUUAAGCAUUGGGCGCAUUUGCUUGUAUAAAGUGUAGUUCUGCUCCAAGCAGCAAUUCCUUGCAGAAACAAGCCUCUUCUUGAAGUGUGUAUGUGUGUGUUCAUGGGGGGAGAGGUGCUUGGGGGCAAGGUAAGGCAGGGUAGGGAAAAGAACAUGUUUUCUUAACAAGAUUAGCUUCUAACAGCGAAAGGAUUGCUGACAGCCCACUUAAUGACAGUUGGUAAAUAAAGAACCCAUAAUUUACUUAGGGAUUCUAUUGAAGAAGAGUUUAAAUAGAACUGUACAGUGAUGCGCACCUCAGUUGGAAAUACUGCAGUCAUUGCAAUGCUAUUUGUAAUUCGGUUCAUAUUCAUUCAGCUGCAGAAAGGCUUGUUUUCCACAAAGCAGGGUGGGGGGGCAUCAGUAGUUGAGAAGAAUCAGUGGAGCAUUACUUACAAGCACUCCAUGUUUUUUGCAGCUAGAAAUAAUGCUGCAAUUGGUACUCAAAGACCUUCUCUUCAUUUUUAGGGUACCGAACUGAAAACUGCUAGUUUAAUUUUGUCCCCUUUCCUUAACACAGCCCAGGUUUAAGAGUAUUAAAGCUUCUCUGUCAUAGCAUGCUUUUGGGGGAUUAGUGUAGCACCCAGAUAUCACUGGGACGAAAAUUCCAGACUCUACCCCCCCCCCAAAAAAAGAUAGGGCAGGACAGCUUUAUGAAAAAAGCCUUUAAAAAAUAUGCAGUGCUGUUUCUUUCCAUUUAAAUUAGGGAGGUGUGCUGUUUUGAAAUAUUUAGCAUUGCAAGGUGUCUGAAUAAAGGUAUUGUUACAAAUGAUAAUGUUACAGCUGAGAAUAAAGAUCACCUGGCACUAGAAGAUGGAAAGGGUUUCACAGAAGGUCUAUGAAAGAGGCUGGGCAGAUGCAGAACGUCGAAGAUGUAAGGCUUUGACCCUGCCAAGAAGGUAGGCAAUUUUGUUAAGCAAGAAUCUGGUUGUGGAGGGCCAUCUACGAACAGGUUCAGGUAGUUUUUGAACUGGGGAAUUCCUCCCCUCGGGGAAGGGGGCCAUUUCUUGCUGUGGGCGUAUUUUCUUCAUUCUUCGCUCAAUUUUAUUUCUUUCUCAUCUGUAGCAAAUUAAUAUGCCUUUUAAUUUUAUCUAGCUUGUAAAGCCUGCAACUUUAUUAAUGACUGAAAAUGUUCUGUAUCAGACACAUAGACCUCUCUUUUUGGAAGAGUCCUCCAUGACCGUUUCCUUGGCAUGGGUUUGGAAGGGAUUUGAAAGGGAGAAGCUGCUUGGAUUUUCCAAGUGCUUUCUCAGCUCCCAAAUCAGUGAGGGUAAACCAGCAUUUGCAAAGCAGGAAAACAAACCUACAUUUGCCUAGCCACCUACCACAUGGCUGGCCCUGAACUAUUGAACAUAAAUAAACGCACAAACGCGCACACACACACACACACACAUAUAUAUAUAUAUAUAUGUAUGUAUGUAUUUAUAUAAUAUGCCCAGGGAAAGGCACCAGUUUGGCAUAAUCUUGCAUAUUUUAUAUAUACGUUUUACACACAUAUACAUAUACCCAUGCUACACUGUAUUACUAACAUUUUGCAAUUUACUGUUUCAUUAUUCAAUCUCACAUAGAGGUAAUCAGAAUAAUACGUGGUCCAGAUGAGUUCAGUUUGCACUGUUGUUUUGAUCUGCUUGUAUCAAUCUGAAGCUCCCCUCCCUCCCCCCCCCGCUAGCAUUGGACAUAUGUUUGCAAUGUUGGAUGGCUUGUGAAACUGUUUGCCAGUUGUGCAUAAUUCCUAGCAGUUGUGGAUAUUUGUUUUGUGUAGUGCUAUCUGAAUGCUUACUGCCUCUAACAUUACAUGUUAGGAAAACCUUUAACUGAUGCUAUUUCUAAAUAUGAAGUAAAUCCAUUGACUUUAGUGUUUCACAGUUACACUGGAGUAAAUGAGAGAAGAUGGUUCGAACCAUAUCCAAAUUGUUUUUUCAUUUGGUUUGAGAUUGUUAUUGUUAAAUUUAGACUUGAUUCAUUUGGCUGAUUUAUUCUUUAAGGUUCAUUGUGGCAAACCCUGACUGAAGUCUGUUAACCUAUUCUAUACAAAUUAUUCACAUUACUGCAGCUUUUUUCUAGUGUUUAGAUUGUGGCUGUAGAGCCUUUUGAUACAGUUUAUUAAAUGAUACCACAAAUUCCCCCUCUCCAUUGCUUCUAUACUUGCAACUGUAUAGAAGUUUGAAGACAAUGAUAACUUUCUUUUUCUUCCAUGCUAGCAGAUACUAGGAACUACAGGAUAUAUAAAAAGUGUUUUGGUCUGAUUUCUCAGAGUAGAUCCAUGCAACAUCGGAGUACAAGAGUUGAAUCCUCCUUUUGCAGAUUACCAGGAGAUAGUAUUGACUUUUCUUUUUGGAGCUCUGGAUGGUAAACAUAAAACCAUGUGAUAAAAAUUAUUAUAUCAGAUAACUUGCAAUGAAAUCUUUAGAAAAUUAAUAAUAAUGUAAGUAUUAGGAGCAAGAGACUGGACGAGCAAUGGGAAUUCUAAUUUCAUCACAGCAAAGUGCAGGAAACUCAGCUGUUCAAGUUGGCAUAAUCUGUUGCUUUUGGUUGAGUUUGGUUAGAUACCAAAUGUCAUGAAUAAACCACAGUGUACUGAAUUACAUUAGGUCAUGAAAAACAUAGCCUUGAUUCUAGCAGAAUGAGCUUGAUUCACCAACUGAACCAUGUGUCUAAUUCUUCAAAAAGAAUCCAUUUACAUCAAGAUACCCACAACCCCCAGCCCACCCCAAUUCCUCUGCUGGAUAUAAAUUAUAGUAUUUCCAAGGAAUUUUCUUUCUUUUUGAAAGUAAAGGCCUACUGAAAACUAUCCAUCCACAGAAUCCAUGGCAAGCAUGUUAGAAGAAAAGUGCAGACAGCCAAUCUUGGUAACCUGAGAAUCAAACACUUUCGGUUUUGAUCUGUAUCUUAGAGCAAAAGUAUCUGCCUAAUUAGGUUUAUUGUUUUUUUUUAAAUUUGUAUGAACUUUUCUGAACAUGGUUGUGAGUUUCCAAGCCAAACUACAGUGCAUACGGAAAGUAUUUAGAUCCCCUUCAUUUUUUUCAAUUUUGUUAUGUUGCAG